Molecule: messenger RNA, 2249 nt
Organism: Aplysia californica (California sea hare)
Lineage: Eukaryota; Metazoa; Mollusca; Gastropoda; Aplysiida; Aplysiidae
Product: protein misato homolog 1
Exons: 14
Coding region: 89-1828 (579 amino acids)
Biological process (GO): mitochondrion distribution
Cellular component (GO): cytoplasm
Source: RefSeq, a predicted model, not a curated record
CUGACAAACAUGUCUGCGCCCUGUAACAUCAACAAAGCGAUAUCUGAUCUCAAGUGUUGAACGAGUUUUACACGCUUUAUGCAAAAUUAUGUCGGUACGAGAAAUUGUUACCCUUCAAUUUGGCCACUACUCAAAUUUUGUUGGGACUCACUGGUGGAAUGUUCAGGAAUCUUCAUUUGUGUAUGACCCCCAACUUCUGAGCACUUUUCCCAAAGAAGUGAACCAUGAUGUCCUCUUCAGAGAAGGGAAAACUAUAUCUGGACACACCACAUUCACACCUAGACUAGUACUUGUUGAUCUCCAUGGAAGCCUGGGCUCUCUCCGGAGGGAAGGCACUCUGUAUGGCGCCAGCAGUGAAGAGAAUAUUCAGUGGCUUGGGGAUGUGACUCUGCAUCAGACUGAGGCUUCAGAAAAGAACAAAUUUUUACAAGAUCUGUAUGAGGAUCAGGCAGAAGAGACAAGCAGUGACAGGAGUUGUAAACUGAAGGAUGCAGAAACAUCCGAUACUGAUGGUCCUGACACUGGAAAGCAAGACUGCGAUGAUUCAGAAGAGUCGUCAAAGUCUGAAGCAGAACUACCGGGCCCUCACUCUUAUCACCUAGAUUCAGAUGUGACUGUGUGGUCUGACUUCUUACGUACGGGCCUGCACCCUCGGUCCAUUCAUCUUGUGAAGGAAUAUCAACAUAACAAUUCUCAGAAUGACUUUGGCAUAUUUGGGCAAGGUCAACAAAUAGCAAAAACUGAUAGGGAGUGGGAAGCCUUGGAAGAUCAGAUCCGCUACUUCACUGAGGAGUGUGACCAGUUACAGGGUUUUCACAUUCUCUUGGACAAUCAUAAUGGUUUUGGAGGCUUGUCAUCAUCUGCCCUCUCCUACCUGUCUGAUGAGUUCUCCAGCAAGUCAAGGCUGAGCCUGGGCCUCACUCCUGCUUGUCCUCCUGAUCAGACUGCAGUGGAGAGGUCAACCAGAAUUCUAAACAGUGCAUUAAGUCUUCGGCAUUGCUCUGAGCACAGUUCUCUCUAUGUCCCUCUCUCACUGGCUUCUUCUUUGUGGAGGAACGUUGGGGCACCUGUCAAAUUUGACAAUCUGCAAUAUAAGGCAGAGCUGGACUAUCACACCAGUGCUGUCCUUGCUGCGGCUUUAGAUACAGCCAGUCUACCAUACAGAAGAGAGAAUGACCCAGCAAGCAUCAGUGAUAUCACCUCAUCUUUUAGCUCUUUAGGAAGAAAGGUCAGUGCUUUGAAUCUCAGCCUUCCUUUCCCUCUGCGUAUGGGAACCACAGUUGCAGAUACUCUAGUUAGUUUGGGUCAAACUGACCCAUGGACAUCCUUGACCCCAAGUGUACACUGCGUCUCAUCACCAAUGUUCCAGUCCUGUGUACUUCGUGGAGUUCCGCAGCUUGGGGCAAAAAGACUUGUAUCUGAUAGCCCUGCCUCACGCCUUUUGUCCUCUUGCUCGUCUGUUGAUGAUGUGCUGAGAUUGUAUCUCACCGAGACGUACCCAGGUAGUUUCAACUCUGGCUGCCACAUGAGAGAUGGAGUUGUUGUGUCAACACCUUUCCCGCAUAUCUUCAGUCCUGGUGUGAACUGGCAUGGCUUCCUCUCAGAUACAGAGCGACCGUCUCAUCUUGGUGUGGAGCGCGUUCCUGUCUUGACGUCUCUCCAGUCUACCUCCGAUGUCUUCUCCCACAUAGACAGCUUGACUGAGAGUGUCUCCAAGUUCAACAUCAGCAAGCAUCAGCACUUCAUUGAGGCAGGACUGGAGCCAGAUGACUUUACUGAAACAAUUCAUGAACUAAGAUCGUUGGCUCAGUGCUAUGCACCGGAGUGAAAUGUCUCAGUAUCUGCUGUACUACUCUUGACUUAUUUGGUCAAAUUUGAUGUGCUGCUUUGAUAUUGGAAGAUAGCAAUUUACUUAAGCGAGAGUAGCCAUAUACAGUAGUCUCUGCCUAAACGCACGCCAUACAAAAGCACGCUCCGCUCAAACGCACGCUUUUGUCAUCUGACAGGUUUUUUACUAUAUAAUUUAGACGUACAAACGCACGGUCACUCCCUCUAAACGCAUGCUUCGAUCCGCGGAACACGCUGACAUGUAAAGCUGGACUAAGAGAAAUUUUCACUACAACCUGCACAGCUUGCAAGACAAGCCUAGAAAACCGGAUGUUUGGUGAUACUACCCCUCACGCCGAACAAAGAGAGUGAUGGACAGCUUUUUCACACCCAACUUUCCACAGACACAUAGGUCUAGGUCU